AUGGCACGAACCAUUGAGUAUGUUUUACCAGAAUUCACUCACACAAAGGGCCAUGCGUUGGGGGUGACUGUUUUGACCCGAAACACUGCUGGCGUUCUCUAUUCAGGAGGCCGCGACGGCCGUAUCGUAGCAUGGGCAUGUCCAGAAUCUAAGCCGUACCAGAUCGCUUCUGAGCAAGCACACAUUAAUUGGAUCACAGGACUUGCCUCGGCGGGCCAUAGCGUUGCUUCCUGUUCAAAUGAUACUACUGUAAAUUUAUGGAACGAGUCGCUAUCGUAUUUCACUAAACUCGGGAACCACUCGGACUACGCUACCGCGCUGACGAUAAUGAAGCCUCAAGGCAGUAAUGCUGACGAUUUUAUAGUGGUAUCUGGUGGUCUCGAUAGCCAUAUAUAUGGUUGGUCUUCUACUGCCCCCGGAAAGCCCGUGUUUGACUUUACAGUUCCCGGCGAACGCGGAUCCGUGUACUCUAUCGCUUCUUCCCACAAGCAUUCUCUAGUUGCCUCCGGUACAUCUGACUCCAUUGUGCGGUUGUGGGAUAUCCGACAGGAGAAGAAGCCGAUUCACCGCUUAAUGGGGCAUACCGAUAAUGUUAGGGCUCUGGCUAUUAUUGACGAUUGGGUGGUCUCGGCCUCCAGUGAUACCACGGUUAAGCUGUGGAAUUUGACGAGCGGGAAACUAUUCAAGACGUUUUCGGAACAUUCAACUUCAGUAUGGUCCCUCCUGCUCGGCAAUACGCCGCCCGACAAAGGAACAUUUCUGAGUGCGGAUAGAUCGGGCAAGGUGAUUUCGAAUUCUCCAAACGGACCGCAUACAGUUCUGAUGGCCCAGUCCGGAAUAACUAGUAUGUCGCUUUGUGGCAACCUUUUAUACACUGCAGCUUCAAGAGAGACCCUGGAAGGGUAUGAUAUCUCUCAACCGGAGCCUCUGUCAAAACCUACAGUUCAGCUUGAGGGACAUGUUGGGCUGAGAAAGUACAGGCUACUGAACGACAAACGACGAGCGCUAACUCUGGAUACAGAUGGCAAUGUGAAGAUGAUCGAUAUCACUCGAGGUAUUGCUCUGGACUUUUCCCAUAAGCUUGUCGAUGAUGACUCUGACACAGAAUUGGACAUGAUUCUGGACCAGGUGAACACACCUCAUGUUUUAGACAAUUGGUGUCAAGUUUCGGUACGUGCAGGUCAGCUCGUUGUGAGGCUGGACGGGAGAUCAGUUGGAAACACCGAGGUGUAUGCCGAUGAACUAGUGGAGGUUGAAGGUCUAGACUUCAGCCAAGUGGUGUAUGACGAUGAAACCCGGAUUAACCUUGGGCAAUGGACAUUGUCCAACUUAUUUACUGCCCUGAUCGAUCACCAGACGACAAAAUACAACAACGCAGCAACUGUGAGCGAUGUUGAGGAUAUUAAAGAAGUUACCCCUUUCUCAGGUACCAAAACCCCAGAGACGGUCCCUGAAGGCGCAGACAAAAACACAGGCAAGCUUGAGAAAAAGUCAAGACUUAGAAGAAUCUUUGGUUUGAGCAAAAAGGAUACACCUGCUGCGGCGCCCAGUACGGAGCCUGCGGCUACUGCACCGAACCAGCAACCUGCAGCUGCGACCGAAUCAGCUACGUCUACUGCAGCUGAAGAGGAAGAGGAGCUCCCAAAAAACUUUGCCGAAGUGUUCAACAGCGCUGUCAAAUUGCAAUCAUUCUCGCCUAUGGCACCCUCUGAUGCACCAAGCGUCACGUUCGAUCCCCGAACUCGCCUGAUCAUCUCUGAGGUUGGGCAAGAUGCUGGCGCGCCUACUUGCGUCUAUAAUCAAGUUAUUGGCAAACUCAGCAACGCAUCGGAAAUUGAGGCCCUUGAGACUAACUUGCCCGGAUGGGUUGGCGAGAUUGUACUCCAGUCAAACAUGCCUCCACGGUACCUCUCGAAAAUUGGGUUCCUGGUGCUGUUUGAGAACAAAGAAGGACAUGAAGCAGGACACAUGGAAAAAUCCCGGCUAAUGGCGAACCCCGUGCUACGAGCCCGCAAAAUUAUGACCUACAUUGUUAAGCAGAUGAUCCAAAACAAGAAGCUUCCUGACACAGCGCUGAAUCAACGGCCAGAGGACAUCGUUGAGCUUGUAUGCAAAGACCAAGUGAUUGAUCCAAACACAAUGUUAUCUGUUAUCCGCACGCGGAUUUGGCGCACUGGCGGUGAAGUCCAACUACAUUACAAAAUUCUUGUAGAUAUACUGGAAUAG
This is a messenger RNA of Wickerhamiella sorbophila, 2226 nucleotides long. RefSeq lists its product as hypothetical. Gene Ontology annotation, biological process: protein deubiquitination; double-strand break repair via homologous recombination. NCBI's taxonomy places the organism in Eukaryota, Fungi, Ascomycota, Dipodascomycetes, Dipodascales, Trichomonascaceae. Bases 1 to 2226 code for a protein of 741 amino acids. The transcript has a single exon. The record is from RefSeq and is a predicted model, not a curated record. Gene Ontology annotation, molecular function: ubiquitin binding.